Molecule: messenger RNA, 1776 nt
Organism: Octopus sinensis (East Asian common octopus)
Lineage: Eukaryota; Metazoa; Mollusca; Cephalopoda; Octopoda; Octopodidae
Product: signal recognition particle subunit SRP72
Exons: 16
Coding region: 67-1776 (569 amino acids)
Biological process (GO): SRP-dependent cotranslational protein targeting to membrane
Cellular component (GO): signal recognition particle, endoplasmic reticulum targeting
Molecular function (GO): protein binding; 7S RNA binding; ribosome binding
Source: RefSeq, a predicted model, not a curated record
CCGCUCUUAUAUUUUCUAAGUCCAGUAAAGUAUCAUUUGUCCUGCCGGAGAGUCGCGUGUCACAGCAUGACGAGUCUGACUCAGUUGUAUUCCGAUUUAAAUAAAUUAAAGCAAAGCCAAGAUUAUGAACGGGGGAUUAAAGUAGCCAACAAAAUCAUCCAUGAAAACAAUGGAGAAACGUUGGCAUUCCACUGUAAAAUGGUAUGCCUUAUCAAUCUCGGGCGUUUCGAUGAGGUGAUGAUAGCCAUGAAGAAGUACCCAUCUCUAUCGAAUGACCUGAAAUUUGAGAAGGCCUACUGUGAAUACAGGUUAAACAGGACGAAUGAAGCCCUCAGGACAUUGAGAGAAGUUACCAACCCAUGCCUUCGAACUCAAGAACUUCUAGCUCAAGUUCUCUACCGCCUGGAACAGUACGAGGAAUGUCUUACUCUCUAUAAACAGUUGAUCAAGAAUUCAGAGGAUGAAUUUGACGAAGAAAGACAGACUAAUUUAGCUGCAGUGCUCAGCUCUCUUCAGAUGUGGAAUAAAAAACAAGUGGAGGACCCAGGCUUGAAAGAUCUUUCCUAUGAACUUUGUUACAACAAAGCCUGUCUCAUGAUUGGUCAAAAUAAAUUCAAAGAUGCAGAAGAGAAAUUAGAGAAGGCUGAAGUUGUUUGUCGGAGAAGUUUUGAAGAUGAUCCUGAAUCUACUGAAGAAGACAUCAAUGAAGAAGUUGCUGUGCUAAGAACCCAGUUAGCGUACGUUUUACAGAAGCAGGGACGACCUGAAGAAGCCCUCCAAAUAUACAACCAGGUCCUCAAAACUAAACCUUCUGAUAUAGGUGUCACUGCUGUUGCAUCCAACAACAUCGUCACUUUGAAUAAGGAACAGAAUGUUUUUGAUUCCAAGAAGAAAAUCAAAGCUGCCACCUCAGGGAGUGUGCACCAGAAGCUGAUGUCUAUGCAGCAACGGAAAAUCAAAAUGAACCAAGGAUUGCUUUAUAUGUACACCAAUCAAAGCGACCAAGUACGCAAUGUCGUCAAAGAACUUCAGGACAAGUUCUCCGAUGCCAGCUCUGCUGUUCUCAUCGAAGUGGCACAACACGUUCGGGACAAGCAUGUUCCAAAAGCCAUCGAAGUUCUCAAGAAUUACAUUGCUAAAGAUUCCGAUGAUGAGAGGAUUAAGCUGAUAUUAUCUCAGCUCUACCUAAGCCAGGGAAGUGUGUUCCAGGCAUGCGAUGUACUCAAGUCUAUAGAAACGUUACGCAACAAACCAGCUGUGGUCGGUGUAUUGGUGUCGUUGUAUGUGAGUCAGGAAGAUGUGCAAUCAGCAUCGAAGACCCUCAAUGAUGCUGUCAGUUGGCACAAACAGAACAUGCCAAACAGUCCUGAACUAAUGGUGCUGAUGAAGGCCAAUGCCAAGUUCCAAAUGAAACAUGGCGACCCACAGCAAGCAGCCUCUCUUCUUGAAGAAAUAUCUAAGAAAAACCCAAAGGAUUCCCACAUUUUGGCACAGUUGUUCUCUGCUUAUUCACUCUUUGACUCAAAGAAAGCUGAACAAAUCAGCCACCAGUUACCAUCAGUCGAUGAGAUUAUCUCUGGAGUUGAUGUUGAUGAGUUGGAAAAGUCUUUUAGCUCCAUGGCACCAAAAUAUCUGAAGAGAAUACAGAAGACAGAACCAUCACCUUCAUCAGAUGGGGUCUUGUUGAUAAAGACCAAGAAGAAAAAGAAGAAGAAGAAAGGUAAGUCUUUGCUUUACUGUUCUUUGUUUCUCUUUAACGGGUUACGAAAGUGUUAG